This is a messenger RNA of Protopolystoma xenopodis, 507 nucleotides long. The record is from the annotation of a GenBank genome assembly. Lineage: Eukaryota; Metazoa; Platyhelminthes; Monogenea; Polystomatidea; Polystomatidae.
AUGCAGUGGCGUAACUAUAGAAGAAGCGGACUCUGCGGCCGCAGGGAGGGGAAGAAGGAGGCCAAGACUGGGAGGUCAGCUUCCUCCAUAGUUGCUUUGAAAAACCUUGAUGAGAAGAAAGCAGACAAGGAUGUUGUAGAGGAGCAGUUGCACACCAAAGCAGAUACAUGCUCCCUAGAACAGACAGUGAGCCGCACACAGUUUGAUAGUGCUUAUAGGAACCUGACUAAUGCCAUCAAGGGCUUGCUGGGCAAGGUGACAGUACAAGAACAGGAAUGGCAGAUAUCUCAUGAUAAAAUCACGACCGAGAGGCUCAAGGAGAGACCGCCACCGGCCGAGCCUGAUGUGGCUGCCGGCAUCCGCAGACAACUGAUUCCCAUCACUAAAUGUCUCUCCUGCAGCCAUCCUGUGGAAUUGAAAGUGCCUAAACCUCCUCAAGCACCAGUUCCACACUUUCCUGCUUUCAGCAAGGCUCAACCUCUGGCACCCCUCACCGCCCAGGGUGUC